CAAAGGUUACGGGUCGGGUUAAGCUCAAGCAGACGGUUUUUAUUUUCACUUCCACAAGACUUGAACGACAACUGAAAAGACCACAGCAAAUUCAGCUCUCAGAGAAAUUCGAAAGCUGUAUUCCAGAAUUGGAUCUAAAGCUUAUCAGUUAUGUGGAAGCGUGGAAACAAAUCGAAACAGUAUAAUGGGCCUCCAAACCGUGUCGUUGCAUUUCUGGUUGUGUCUGUCACAUUAGUUAUCGUUGUUUACAUAUUGUUGUUUCACAACACUGAUCAGAAGCCAAAUCCAGUACUUGGACUUCGAAUGGAAAAGUGGAAUAGCUUCGAGUCAGUGGUGCAACUAUCUCCGACUAUAGAGUUCCGGAAUGGAACAGAUGUUAUAUGGCAAAUACCAGAUUCACCUAAAACAGUCCUCUUUCUGGCUCAUGGUUGUGAUGGUAGAGCUGCUAACUUUUGGGACAAGUCUAAUACCUGCCCAAACUGCGUUGGUUUGCCAGAAGAAAGACUAAUUGUUCUUCAUGCUCUUGCUAGAAAGUUUGCAGUUCUUACUAUUUCAAGUAAAGGGAGGUGCUGGGCUUUCGGGAAGGAAUUAAUUAUUGUUAAGGAUAUUAUCACAUGGUGGGUGAAGAAAAAUAAGCUUGAGAAACUUCCUCUUGUGGCUUUGGGCGCCUCUUCUGGGGGAUACUUUGUCUCUGUGCUUGCCACUGAGCUGAAGUUCAGUAGUAUUACACUAAUGAUUGCUGAAGGGAUGUUUAAUCAAAUAGAUAUAACAGAGAACUAUCCGCCUACCCUAUUUGUCCACAUGCCUAAAGAUCAAUUUAGGCAGAAAAAGAUAGCCGAGUAUAUGGAAGUUUUGAAAAAUAAUGGUGUUGAUGUUGAAGAGAUAGAGUCCAUGGAGUUUCCCUUGUCACCAUAUGUCUUAGCUAACAGAAUCCCAGGUCUUGAUCAGUCUGUUUCUGCUAAGCUCUUUGAACUCUUCCGCCAUGAGGGGUUUAUUGAUGAGAAUGGAUAUAUGAAGAACGAUGGCCGCAGAACACAUUGGAAAGAAGCUGCAAAAAAGAGUAAUAUCAUUUCUCCAGACAAGCAGCUAGCCCAUUACAUACAGGAGGAGUUAAAUCUUGCAUUCGCGUUCCAUGAAAUGACAAGCUUACACUGUGACAGAAUCUUUAAAUGGUUUGAAUCUCAUAUGAGGUGAAUAACAGUCAAAUCUUCGUCCACAAGAUGACAAGUAAGGCUUUGUUUCUAACUUUUGGUUCUAGGGUGGGAAGGAUUUGAAAGAAAAUGAAACACGACCUGUUAAGUUAUAUAUUGGAUCAAUCAGUGAUGAAGUCUGGCUUGGAGAAAGAGGCGUAUUGCAUUAGCUCAUCAAGCUAGGAAGGUCGAUUAUGCCAUGGAUUUUAGGUAAAUUUUGACUGUCCUUAAGAAAGAAGAAGAGUAUGUGCAAAUGUAUUUUUCUCUUACACAAUGUGGAAGUAAGAAUUGUAAUGUCACUGAUUUGAUGAGGUGCAAAUCGUAAAACAUUUAACCGGUAUAAAACAAUUGAAGCAGAUAUUCUGAUCAACUAUCACAACUUACUACAAAACAAGAAGUA
Argentina anserina (silverweed cinquefoil) is the source of this 1590-nucleotide messenger RNA. RefSeq lists its product as uncharacterized. The transcript is spliced from 2 exons. The coding region runs from base 151 to 1194 and encodes 347 amino acids. NCBI's taxonomy places the organism in Eukaryota, Viridiplantae, Streptophyta, Magnoliopsida, Rosales, Rosaceae. The record is from RefSeq and is a predicted model, not a curated record.